Messenger RNA from Cuscuta campestris, 1812 nucleotides. NCBI's taxonomy places the organism in Eukaryota, Viridiplantae, Streptophyta, Magnoliopsida, Solanales, Convolvulaceae. The record is from the annotation of a GenBank genome assembly.
AGAUUUUCCGGCAGCCCAUCGCCGGCGAAAUGCUAUCUCGCGCUUUGUAUGUUUCGAAUCUGGAAACCAAUUUCUUACGCCAAUGCUUACCUCAAUCUUCUAAAGGCUAUUCUUGCUCGAAGCCUCCGCGUUUCUUCGUUAUGUUUUCUCCAGAAAGCUUCAGGGUUGGCGCUCAUAAAGAUCUGAAGAUUCCCAGAGUCAAUCCACAGUUCCUUGGAUUUCGUUUGCAGCGUGGGCUUGUGCCUGUUCGCAUGAUGGAUGGGGCCACCGAUUUCUCUUCAUUUGAUGAUUGGGGAGAGAGUGAAGGGACUGCCGGAUAUGCAAUGCCAUCAAGUGAUGGUGAAGAAAGCGAUGAAGAAAUUAUGUUAGAACCGAUAACGGAUCUUGACUUGCCUACUACAAGGGAGAGAUUUUCUUGUGAUGACUCCAUAACAUUAGCUGCUCACAGAUUGGCAAUGCUAGGCAGCGCACGCCGAAGAAAGAAGAUUUUUCAUGGAGUCCUAAACAAUAUUGGUCUAGUGACAUUCUCAACAUUCCUGCUCUUCCUAGCAGAUUUGUGUGCUUGGAGAAUAGUCAGAUUACCAUUAGCGCCUUUUUAUAUGAUGCGCCCUUUUCUCACAUCUGCAGUUGCAGUGUCUUGUGUCGGAUAUUUAUGUGUUCCAUUGUUUCGUACUUUAAGACUUCGUUCUCUGAUAAGGAGAGAAGUUCCUGCUCAUGAACAGUCUGCUAAGAGAGGCACCCCUACAAUGGGUGGAUUAUAUUUCAUACCCAUUGGUGUACUUGUUGCAGACAUUAUACUUGGGUUUUCUUCAGUGGAGGUUUUGGGAGCAUCUGCAGCAACUCUUGCAUUUGCCACAAUCGGAUUUCUUGAUGAUUUAGUUAACCUCAAGACUAACAGCCAGGGUUUAUCUGCUUGGAUUAAAAUUCCCUUUGAGGUAGCUAUAGGGAUAUGGUUCUCCUUUUGGUUAAAUGCAACAGAUAUAUCAUCCCCUUACAGCAUGUAUACACUCUUGUAACCAUUUGAUCAACCUUUUUUCUGAUGGUAUUCAUGGAAAUCAGUGGUUCCUCUGCCUGCUCCCAUUGGGCUUGUCUGCAUAGGAAAGUUCUAUCCAAUUUUGACUUCAUUUUGCUUUACUUCCAUGGUAAAUGGAGUUGAUCUUACAGAUGAUCUUGAUGGAUUGGCUGGUGGAACCGCUGCAUUAGCAUUUAUUGGAAUGUCAAUAGUUGUCCUUCCACUAUGCCCUGAUCUUGCUGUAUUUGGAGCAUCAAUCGCUGGCGCUUGUGUUGGUUUUCUUAUGCAUAAUCGAUACAGAGCUUCAAUAAUCAUGGGUGACACGGGAGCACUGGCCUUAGGAGGAGCCCUAGCUUCUAUGGCUGCUGUUACUGGACAGUUCUUCCCAUUGCUCAUUGUUUCUGGGAUCUUUGUUGUGGAAGCACUCUCUCUUGUGCUACAGGUAUCCUUCUCCAGGGCAAGGCAAAAGUUACCCAGAAAAGGAAGGCCCUUGCUUCAGACUGCACCAUUUCAUCGCCACCUCAAAAUGCGUGGCUUGGGAGAACCAGCUAUUGUGGCUGGAGCGUACGCCAUUUCAUGCGUCCUAGUCUUAUGUGCGGGAUAUGUUGGCCUUAUCUCAGUGUAGUACCCCAAGCUGGGGUGGAUGCACUUGGUCACUAUUGGUGGGACGGCCCCUAGUGUUGACUCUUUAAUAUUUGAGGUUGGACGGCCCCUAGUGUUGACUCUUUUAAAUAUUUGAGGUUGGACUUGGCAGUUGUACUAAAACAUAGUGACUUUUCUAAUAUAGUAUCACUGUCAUU